Molecule: messenger RNA, 600 nt
Organism: Adineta ricciae
Lineage: Eukaryota; Metazoa; Rotifera; Eurotatoria; Adinetida; Adinetidae
Source: the annotation of a GenBank genome assembly
AUGGUUAUACAAUUUUUAACUGUGUUUUCUUUUCUCCUACUCGUUAUUAUUAAUAUUGAUAUUAAUCACGCGAAAUCCAUUAAUGUUGUUGAACACGUGCCAAAUGAUCUUGCUGUAAAUGAAUCUAAUAAUCAAUCAUGGCACACAACAACAGAACAAACUUUAAUUCGAAUAACUCGCUUGGAUCUACAUGUUCCGGAACCACCAGCAAUAGCUCGUGUUCGUCGUGGAUCGUAUGAUCCUGAAGAAAUUUGGGGAAUGGCUAAAACGGUUGCUAUUUCUGUGUUCGUCCUUAUUGCUGUCUGUAUCGUAUGCUGUCUUGUAACGACAAUCUAUAUUUGUAUUAAAUGCUGCUGUGGUGGUGGUAGUGACCGAAAAAGAAAUCAAGGUUUUCACAGCGUGCCUCAACCAAUCGUUAUUCAAACAAGUCCUGCCAAUUAUCACCCACAAGUCUAUCAACAACAAGCUCCACCUUCCCAACCCACAUGGGCUCUAGAGAAUCAUCCCAUGUUACCUCAACCAAGUGCUCCACCACAACCAGCAGACGAUUUUCACAUGGAACGACCACCACCCUAUGAGAAAAUAUGCGGCAAUUCAUAA